Trichomycterus rosablanca is the source of this 4600-nucleotide messenger RNA. It is a transcript of the gene cyth2, whose product is annotated as cytohesin 2. Gene Ontology annotation, molecular function: guanyl-nucleotide exchange factor activity. The record is from RefSeq and is a predicted model, not a curated record. Gene Ontology annotation, biological process: regulation of ARF protein signal transduction. The coding region runs from base 29 to 1279 and encodes 416 amino acids. Lineage: Eukaryota; Metazoa; Chordata; Actinopteri; Siluriformes; Trichomycteridae. The transcript has 12 exons.
UAUAUAUCCGUCUUUUCUCAGCAGGUGAAUGACAGUCGGUUCUGAUACAUUUAUGCCUAAGAGCAAAGCGCCAAAAAUGGACGAACUGGAUUACAUCCCGGCUGAUCUGAGCCCGGAGGAGCGUGCAGAGCUGGAGGAGAUCCGCAGGAGGAAGGGCGCAUUGCUCCUGGAGAUCCAGAGGCUAAGAGAGGAGCUUCGAGAGGCCAUGAUGGAGGUGGAGGGGCUGGAAAACAGCACUGAGGGCAGUAAGACGCUCCAGAAGAGUCGGCAUGUGGCCAUGGGGAGGAAAAAAUUCAACAUGGACCCCAAAAAGGGCAUUGGGUUUCUGGUGGAGAACGAGCUGCUGCGGAACACUCCAGAAGACAUUGCUCAGUUCCUCUAUAAAGGAGAGGGACUCAAUAAGACUGCCAUUGGAGAUUAUUUGGGAGAAAGGGAUGACUUCAACAUUCGGGUUCUGCAAGCGUUUGUUGAUCUUCAUGAGUUCACAGAUCUGAACCUGGUCCAGGCACUCAGGCAGUUUCUGUGGAGUUUCCGGUUACCUGGUGAAGCUCAGAAGAUUGACAGGAUGAUGGAAGCUUUUGCUCAGAGAUACUGUCACUGUAACCCUGGAGUCUUUCAAAGCACUGAUACGUGUUAUGUUCUAUCGUUUGCAAUCAUCAUGUUGAACACCAGUCUACACAACCCCAAUGUUCGGGAUAAACCUACAGUGGAGAGAUUCAUCAGUAUGAACCGUGGUAUCAACGAGGGGGGCGACUUGCCUGAGGAACUGCUCAGAAAUCUGUAUGACAGUAUCAAAAAUGAACCCUUUAAAAUCCCAGAGGAUGAUGGGAAUGAUCUGACUCACACCUUCUUUAACCCGGAUCGAGAGGGUUGGCUGCUCAAACUGGGAGGCCGAGUGAAGACGUGGAAGAGGAGGUGGUUCAUUCUAACUGAUAACUGUCUAUAUUAUUUUGAGUACACUACAGAUAAGGAGCCGAGAGGGAUUAUUCCCCUGGAGAAUCUCAGUAUUCGGGAGGUGGAGGAUCCUAGAAAACCUAAUUGUUUUGAGCUUUACAUCCCAAAUAACCGAGGACAGCUGAUCAAAGCCUGUAAAACUGAAGCUGAUGGGCGAGUGGUAGAGGGGAAUCACAUGGUCUACCGAAUUUCUGCACCCACGCCGGAGGAGAAGGAUGAAUGGAUUCACAGCAUCAAAUCUGCGGUGAGCGUAGACCCCUUCUAUGAGAUGCUGGCUGCAAGGAAGAAGCGUAUCUCCCUAAAGAAGAAAGAAGAGCAACCUUAAAUCUGUUCUCCUCUUCGUCCUACAUCAUUUGUUCAUCAUGUGUCCAUCGGGGGACGGAACUCAUAUCUCCAUCUUCUUUUAUUAUACAGUAUAUUCCUCCUGUGAGGACUGAUUUUUGGGAGGAGAGGAUUAUCAGAGCUUUGUUUGGGACACAUCCAGGCCCAGAUCCGCUCUGCUCCGUUCCAGUAUUCAAUUCACAUAUGUGCUUGUUCUCUCCAGCCCAGUGUUUACUGCAUUUUCUCAUCAGACAGGUACUGGGACAUGCAUUUCGGGAGACUGGACUCAUACAACGCACACAUUUCACAUUACACUGUUUCACUUCACAGGGGUUUUAAUUUGGGACAUGAUUAUUGGGACUUCCUUACAAUCAUAUCAAACACUUUUUUUUAAUUCUACAUCUUUAUACUCUUGUCUAAGGACUCUACAGAAGCUUAACUAAAUUCUAGAAAGCGUACACAUUUGUAACCCAAUGCACCAUUAUUGGGACACCUGCACACUACUAAACCUGGAGUAGAAUCGUGACCCCACACACUAUUCCCCUUGCACCCCGUGUUCACUCCACACUUCACACUACAAUAACACUACACACUCCUGUCCUGUCCUCACACUACUGUUACUGCUGGAUAGUGUCCCCAUGCCAAGAGUUCUCAACCUUAUUUGGCUGGUGAACAUGUUUAUUUCAUAUCACUGUAUGUAAAACAUGUCCAUGCCUCUACAGCUCUACUGACUAUGACACCCCCCUCUCUGAAAUGCACACGCCUUGAGGCUCUUCUUUUUACCUGGCAGUGUUGAAUCCAGUGUUAGAGAAACACACUAGACUGAAGUUCUUCCACCACUCCUUCCGCCGCCUCAGCUAGUUGCUGUUGCAGACUAGUUGUGUCUGUGGCGCACCUGAUCAGGCUGGGAUUUGAGCCUGGUUCUCCAUUAUGGUGCAUUGAACCUUCUUUAGAUCUGAAACCAAUGACCUAGAUGCAUUAGUGUUAGUACGCUCUGUUUACGUCAUGUCCUAGGUUAUCCGUAUUUUUAGAUCCUAUGCACCAAUACCUAGUGUGGGAACUUGUCAACCCAGGCCGUCUGGCUACAUGGUUGCUGAUGAUGUGGACCAGUCUGUAAGGACAGCAGCACAUAAUACUCCCAGUACAUCCAUACUACUGACUGAACUGUGCACUCUACUGAUUCACGUCUUCUUUAUUAUCCAGAUUGUUCUACUUUACUCUAGAUCAUUCUCAUACAUCUUAUCAAUGUAGCUACACCAUGCUGGAUCAUGAUGUGGAUGAUGUAGUUGGUUGUUAGGACCUACAAUCUCAGCAUACUAAAUCACUAUAGGUUCCUGCACACUCCCUUUUCACUCGUGUACAUAUCCUAUAUCAGAUCUUACAUGUCCAUGUAGGAACUCCUAUCAGUCUAGAGAUGAGCAUGUCAAGGUCAGCUGCAUAUCGACACUUCUCGCAGGGUCAUGGUUUAAUAGAUUUAAAUUCUGCAUGCAGGGGACAUUUUGAGCAAUUAAAGGGUUUCUGCCAUGCAAACAUCUAAAAUCCUAGCUAAAAUCUUCCUCUUUGUUUUGGGUGUGAUGGUUUCACCAUGCAAGACUUUCUCUACAUACUACAGUUCCUGCAUGCAACCGUGUAUACACACACUGCUGUCCUAUACAUACAGAGGUGUAGGGUCUGUACAACCUCGCAUCCUUCUCCAUACAGUCUGCUGAUUCACCUUACAUCUACACUACAGUUCCUAAAUAAUCUCACUAUGCUCUUCCUCAUAGCUGGCCGAAUCAAAUACUGUGAAACACAUUUCUCAUAGUACUUCAAUCAUCAUAAUCAUCCUCCUCAUCACUCUCCGCUUUAUUAGGGCAUGCUUUCCUAAAACCUUGAGCAUGCUAAAGUCUUACUAGUACCUAAUUAUCUACAUUUAUCAAAAACGUAGCCUUUAAAAAAAGCAAAGCUUAAAAGUCAGACUUAAGUUUAAUUUUAGUUUUCUUUCUGAUUGGUUUCUACACCCGGCCCUAAUGUUUAUACACCCUACAUAGUGCACUCUGUAUAACAGAGCCGGUUAGGAUUCAGGAUCCUAAAUACAAGCUCCUGCACCCUCUGUACUAUACAACAUACAAAGCAGAAAGCAGUUUGGAGUGCCUGUCUUCACAUCAAACAGGGUGUGUAAUGACACAUCAAUCGUACAUAGUGCACUUCUGGUCCAAUAGGGAGCUCCUGAUCAGUCGUAUCAGCUGUCUGGUUGGUAUGAAAACCCACAGCCACACUGGUUCUUUGUAGAAAAGUCUGGACACCUCUGAUGUAUGGGUGAAGUAAUUGGGUUAUAUUUUCUAUGUAGUGCAUUGUUGGUCUGUUAGGAAGCCAUUUAGAAUUGGGGCUGGUAAAUUAGGGUCCCUGCACCCUACAUUCGAGUUCCGCUACUGUAUACAGAUGCCAGUUUGACAACUCAGCUUUAUUCACAAAGGUAUUUCCUAAACAUGCUACGUAUCAGAUUGGGUUCCUGUGUUCAGCUUUUUGUCUUCAGCUUUAUUUUAAUAGAAUGCUGCCAGACUGUGCUGCUGGUAAUUGGCCUUUAGGGAUCCUGGGGAAUGCUGAUGACCUUAGAAAUCUUCAUGACCUAAUUUAACACACUGAGAACAAAUAGAAGCUGAAAUGUACAAAGGUUUUGGCACCUUUUCCACUUACUGUAAGAGCUUUGAUGGGGUGUGUGUGGGAACUUUGUGUGAGGCUGUAGAGCAGUGGGUUUGGAACUGUAUUUAUAAGCACAUUCUUGAAGGAGUUUUAUGGCAGCUUGAUGUUCUAUGUUCCAUAUAGUUCUAGUGUUUGUAAAUACGAGGAUCCUGUGUGUUAUUACCAUGUGUAGACGUUAAUUUAUUAUUUUUUGUUUACUUUCUGUGUUUGUUACGAUAUUAUAAUGUUAAUAAUUAAUACUGGUGAGAUUCUAAACCGCAUGUGCUCUGCUGACCAAAGCAGCAGGUCUGAUACGAUCUCAGCUUUGUGCUUCUAUAGAUUAUUAGCGUUCCAUAUUUAGCUUUAGCAAUAGCAUGUAAGCUAAAGCUGUACAUUUGGGUAUGAACUUUCGGCAGUGGAGAAAAAUGCAAAUUUUAUUGAUAAAUAAAAAUAAAUAUUUGGAUUAUAAUGAAUCAAUAAUAAUAUGGAACACUAAUAUUUCUCCCAGCCUUGUAUUUAAGCUACUAACUAGCGAGUAUGAGAUGUAGCGGCCUUCUUUGCUUGAUAGAUUUUUUUGUUGUUUUUUUAAUAAUGUCCCUAUUAAUAUGAACUUUGCUGCACUAUUAUUUUGUGCUAUUAAUAUUAAAACUAGUUAGAAUGUUUA